This is a messenger RNA of Cyprinodon tularosa, 1288 nucleotides long. It is a transcript of the gene ddit3, whose product is annotated as DNA-damage-inducible transcript 3. Bases 269 to 1198 code for a protein of 309 amino acids. Gene Ontology annotation, cellular component: CHOP-ATF4 complex; CHOP-C/EBP complex; CHOP-ATF3 complex. Gene Ontology annotation, biological process: positive regulation of intrinsic apoptotic signaling pathway; intrinsic apoptotic signaling pathway in response to endoplasmic reticulum stress; ER overload response. Lineage: Eukaryota; Metazoa; Chordata; Actinopteri; Cyprinodontiformes; Cyprinodontidae. The transcript is spliced from 4 exons. The record is from RefSeq and is a predicted model, not a curated record. Gene Ontology annotation, molecular function: transcription factor binding; DNA-binding transcription activator activity, RNA polymerase II-specific; protein heterodimerization activity.
UUUCUCCCUAUAUAAAAACACCACCGGGAGUUUCCGUAAAAUCACAUUCAGCCAUCAAGACUGAACAAUGGUUAACAUGAGCUAUCACCAAUUUUUACUAAAAUAUCUACAGUCGAAUUCUAGACAAUCGAGAAGGCGAGCGAAUAGAAGAAAAAGGAUUUAUUGGGAUAAGCUGUCUCCAACAAAUUGUCAGACUUGAUUAACAGACUUCUAAGGUCCAGUUUAAACCGUGUGGCCGAGUAUCUGUGUGUUGAGACUGAUUGGCGAGAUGACUGCCGAGUGGCUACACCUGCCCCCGCCGUACCCCCCUGGAGUAGGGCCGUUGUAUGGUGCAGAGUUGGAGGCGUGGUAUGAGGACCUGCAGGAUAUUCUGGGCUCCGACACGGGAGGGGCAAAAAUGGCACGUGCCCCCACAUGCACCGAGAAGGAGCCAGAGUUUCUGGAUGUUCUUGAGAGUUGUUCUCUGACGUGGCUGACUGACGGAAACCAGACGUGGGCUGAAGGCGUCCAGAGGACAACAGAGGAGAGCCACACCAUUCAGCCUCUGCAUCACACUUCUUCAUCGUCGUCCUCUUCUUUGUCGUCCUCCUCAUCCUCCUGCAUGAGUCCAGCUGUUGCAGAGGAACGUCAGGUGGAGGCUGAGUCUGGGAGAAAUGCAGAUAGCUCAACAGGAGGCGGCAGCGACUUGCUGCCUCCGGAAUUCUUUGAAUUGCUGAGUGAAGGAGGCGUGGGAAUGGUGGAUCCGAGUGGAGCCGUGAUCAGCAGUGGCUAUUAUUAUCACCAACACCACCCUGCAAAUAAAGUCCAUCCUGCAUCUCCUUCAGCCAGUGAGGAGGAACUGCCCUGCGUGCCAGAUUCUCCAUCCUGUUCUUCUUCAGCUUCCCAGUCACCAUCUCAAAAUUGCUCUCCUCCCUCUUCACCUGUCUCCUCACCCUCAGGCUAUUCGUCCUCCCGUUUGGGAAAACGAAAGAGGACCACCAGCGAGAGGGCUAACAGUGCCUUGUCCUUCUCCAUGCAACGUUCAUCUUACUCCUCUACCAAAAAGAGCCGCAAAGAAAGAGAGCAAGAGAAUGAGCGAAAGGUGCAAGAGCUGACAGAGCAGAAUGAGCGUUUGAAAGCAGAGAUUGAAAGGCUAGGAGAAGAGGUCCAGAGGACACGGAGAGCUCUGAUUGAGAGGCUGGUCAACACCAGGAAAUGAGGACAAGAGAAAGGAAGAACAUGAAAGAAGAAUAAAAAAAAUAAAAAAAACGGGUCCUGUACAAUUAGAAAAAGCUAUGGUGGGGAAAGA